Mytilus californianus (California mussel) is the source of this 3091-nucleotide messenger RNA. RefSeq lists its product as uncharacterized. Gene Ontology annotation, molecular function: protein binding. Gene Ontology annotation, cellular component: nucleus; cytoplasm. NCBI's taxonomy places the organism in Eukaryota, Metazoa, Mollusca, Bivalvia, Mytilida, Mytilidae. The record is from RefSeq and is a predicted model, not a curated record. The transcript has 23 exons. Bases 30 to 2792 code for a protein of 920 amino acids.
AAGACAGCGGUUUCGGUGUACACGAAAACAUGACUGAAAAGUCAGAAAUAAUUCAACAACUUCACAUAGCUGUAGAGAAUGACAGAACAGAUAUCUUACGAGCUUUUAUAUCAACAAUAGAACAAAAUGAUGACCAUCAUCAGGUGAUAUCAAAUGUACUGAACAAUUGUUACCAUGACGAUGGAACAUUACUUCAUGUUGCUUCAAAGCUUGGAAAGAUAGAUGUAGUUAGAACCUUAUUGUCAUCCGGAAGUGAUCCUGGUAUCCACAACUCUUAUGGUAAAACAGCAGUGGACUUAGCAGCAACACAUAAUAUUACCAAAGUCUUUAACGAAGAACUGUUACAGGCUGCAGCCCAAUCUAAUGUUGGAAGAAUUUGUCAGUUAUUAGCUGCAGGAGUAGAUGUGAAUCUGUACGACAGUGAAGAAAGUAAAAGUUCACCUCUUCACUGGGCUGCAUCAUUUGCCAACAGAGAUAUCAUCCAAUGUUUAUGUGCAAGAGGCGCUGAUGUGAAUCAGAUAAACAGUCAAGGUUACUCUCCAUUACAUGAUGCCAUUAAAAGAGGAGAUGUUGAGGUCAUCACAGAGUUACUUGCUUAUGGUGCUCAUUCAUCAGUUAAUGUCAGAGCUGGCAAAGAUGAAGGGAAGACAUGUAAAGAUUUAGCUGGAACGAGGAAAGAAAUAGUCCAUGCCUUAGACAAUCCUCCACCACUUAUAAAUAUAGAAGAAGAAUUCGAUUUGGGAAAACUUUCUUUGAAAUCUGACAUUGGAGCUGGUACAGAAACAAUAGAGAUGAAUGGAACAGCAGCUAAUGGAUCAGAACCAGGAUCUCCUGAAUUGAAGACUCCUAUAUUUAUGAAAACAGUAUCUUUUGAUGACAUGAUCCAGCCACCUCACCCUGUUGUUACAGAAGAGAAACUGAGCUUGUUAUGGCCCCAACCACAGAGCAUGCUACAGCAAGAAACAAAACCUUUUGUCAUCCGUCAUCAUCUUCCUAUAUAUGUGUCAGGGGGACCAGCUGAAAAUUCCAUACAAGUAAUGAAGAUUGUAAAAAUGAGAAAACUUAGUUUUACAUCAUUGGGUCUGGAUCUGUCAGUCAACCUCCUAAGUAGUCUGAGUGAUACAAGAGUACCACAUCUUCAGUGCCAUGUCAACAACAGAUUAUGUCCAGGACAUGGGUUAUACAAGCUCACAAUAUCUCAAGGACAGAUAAAAAUGUUGUGUAGUGAUUACAGCAGUUUACAUUGUGCCAUAUCUACUGUGUAUCAGCUGAUGUCAUUGUAUAAAGAUAAUGAGGAAAUAAUUAUACCUGGACUUUUGAUUGAUGAUUGGCCUGAUCUACACUACAGAGGAGUUCUUUUUGAUGCUUCACAAGGCAGAUUACCUAACUUUGAAACUCUAAAGAGGGUGAUAGACACAUUAGUCGGACUUAAAAUCAAUAUGGUGCAGUUGUUUUGCAGGUUUUUAAAGACACAAGGUUGGCAAUUAGGAUAUUCCAAAAGUGAGAUAAUGGAUUUGGUAGAUCAUUGUACUGAUCUAGGUAUACAGUUAGUCCCUGUGUUAGAGGUGGCACCACAGGUCCAGUUUGAUGAACUAGAUGAUAUAUACUCAACCAUUGAAGAUUUUAUGACUUGUUUUACAGAUAGUCAGUUUGUAAGUCUUGGUCCACGGUUGAGUAGUUUUGUGAUUGAUACAGAAAAUAAUGUGUUAGAUGUGACUGAUGCUGUGAAACUUUUACCUCUACGCCAUAACCAGAUUCUCAAUAUAUGUGGGUAUCCGUUACAUGGUAUGGACUCGGAACUGUUAAUUCACCUGCCACCAGAUGUUGUCAUCAGUGAAUAUGGUAUACAGGCAGACUAUGAUUUCCAGAGAUUUUGUUCACCAUUGUCCAGUCAUGGGAUAAGUUAUAUAAUGUGUCCAGGAACUUCAGCAUGGAACAGUUUAGCAGGUUGUCCUGAGGCAGCUAUAAACAACAUUUUUAGUGCUGUAAAAUGUGGGGAUGCCCAUGGUGCUCUAGGGGCAAUAGUCUGUAACUGGUCUGGUAAAGGACACUUAACACAUUUACCAUUUGCCUGGCCUGGUAUCCUUGUACUUGCAGGAUUAGCAUGGAAUUCUGAUUGUCACCAGGAUUAUUUGUAUGGCAACCUCGGGGAGCUUUUAAAUCGUCACAUUUUUAAGGACACCUCAAAUACAAUUGGUCAUGUGAUAGUGGAACUUGGUCGAGCAGAAACAUAUCUCAUACGCUGUUGUAGAGGACAAGCAGGUGGAGAUAGUCAUAAAUUACCAGAUGAAAAUGGAUCAACGUUAUUUCAAUUCUUCUUUAAUCCUGAUGCAGUGCCUAUAGAACAUUUAACACCAGAGGCCUUACAGAGAAGUGUUCGUCAUUUGAAGAAGUGUCAGCAAGAAGUGCUAAAGCUAAAUAUGACCUGUGAAGAUGGCGAACAAAUUAAAAAGGAACUAAGCCUUACCUGUGAUCUGAUGAUAUUUUCUGCAAGAAUAUGUAAAUCCUUGUUACUGGCUGGUAAGAAUCCAAUGGUUGGACAUGCAGGUUAUGCUGUUGUAAAUUUGGGGGUCAGUAAUCUUCCAGCUACAGUCAAAACAGAUCUGGCUAACAGGUUAUUAGAGUUAAUGGAACCUUACAAAGAAGUAUGGCACAAGAGAUAUGUAGUAAAUGCAGGUUUGACUGAGUCAGUAGGAAGGUUACAGAAUGUGUUUAAACUUUUAGUACCAGGAAGUGAUUCAGAAGGUCUUAUGACACAACAAAGUCAUGACGACCAAGUUCAACAUGUGUAAUGUAGGCAGCUUCUUAGCAACACAACCAUGAAGGUCAAAAGUCAGCAUUUCUAAUCCAGGGAAUAGAAGCAAAUAAGGAAAUCUUGCAAUUUGUUAUUUCAGAAUCUAAUGCAUUUUGGGUAAUAUUUUCAAAAGCAUACACCAAAAUGUUGUGAUUGGUUAAAAAUGUCUUUAACAAUGGAAAUUCAACCAAUGAUGUGAUAUUAUAUUAAUUUUGGGGUACAAGCAAAAAAUAGUGGGUUAAGAAUUUUUUUUUCUUUGUGGGUUAAUUCUUUACAAUAAAAUGGGUUAAGAACAUC